This is a messenger RNA of Schistosoma bovis, 684 nucleotides long. The record is from the annotation of a GenBank genome assembly. Lineage: Eukaryota; Metazoa; Platyhelminthes; Trematoda; Strigeidida; Schistosomatidae.
AUUUUGAGCUACCUGUUGUCAGACCGUUCAAGGUCGCUUUAACGAAAGGGCGGGGGGUUUCGAAAGGAUCUAACCUUUUUACCGUGCUCGUCAAUGUCGGUCAAAAUUAAGAAAUCAGUCGCUAGGUUUCUAAGCCAUCAAGUUGCUCAUAGAAUUAAACUCUUAGAAUCAGCCCUGCUUGAAAUCCAUGAUCUUGAUAACCGCAUGAAGAUGGAACUAUUGGCUUUGAACACCCUUGCGAAUCCAAACGAUGACGAAUUUUGUGAAGAGGAUUGUAUGACAUAUAUGUCUGCAGAAGACGAAUUAUUAAAAAGCCAUGAGAAUUUUGAGGAUUCCAACUGUGAUGUUAAAUAUGAGUUGGUGGAUUUGAACGAUGAUGUUACGGCUUAUGAAGCGUCAGUUAAUAAAGUCGACGAACAAAUUCAAUCAAUUGAUGUCCACCAAUCACACUCUUGUUUUACUAAGGGUCGAAAUAUAUCUACACUGAAAACAUUCGAUUUUCUUACUGGUCUUAUUAAUGAUCGAUCGUUAGAGCUGACUUCCUGUUUACCUGUUGAUAUAGAUCAUUGUUCAGAGUAGUUAUUUUCUAUUCAUGCAUUCUUGUACAAAAGAUUCGAUUCUAACUUUAAAACAUUUGUAAAUAUAUAUGUACCCAGUUAUUCAAUACACAUUCAUUUAUACUUA